ACGGAGCCGGAGAGCAGAGCCAACCGUACACCGGAGCGGCGGACAAAUUCAGCUCCCAGCUUUGUGUUUUAGCGACUAACCCGCCUUUUAGGCAAUUAAAUAAUUUCUUUCCAACUUCAGCUACAGUGAUAGCUAAGUUUGGAAAGGAGAGAAGAGAAGAAACGUCGCGUCUUUCUUUUGGUUUUUUUUCUCAUUGUGUCGCUGCAUACAGAACAUUCACUGGUUUAUUCUUUUUUUUCUUCCUUGUUUUUUCCAACCACUGGGAUCUUUCUUUAAAAUGGAUAAUUCUGGACCCAAGAAGACAUGCUGUGAAUCAGUCCGAGAUUUCUUCACCUCAGCUAAAUUCCUUAUCUACAUGGGACAUGCUCUGUCAACAUGGGGUGACCGAAUGUGGCACUUUGCCGUGGCUGUUUUCCUGGUAGAGCUGUAUGGGAACAGCCUGCUGCUCACAGCCGUGUACGGGCUGGUGGUGGCGGGCUCCGUGCUGCUGCUUGGGGCCAUCAUUGGGGACUGGGUUGACAGAAACCCCAGACUCAAAGUGGCCCAGACUUCGCUGCUCGUCCAGAACAGUUGUGUCAUCGUGUGCGGGAUCCUCCUGAUGGUUGUUUUCCAGUUCAAAGAACAGCUUGUGGUGCUCUACAAUGGAUGGAUUCUGACAACUUGCUACAUUCUGGUCAUCACCAUCGCCAACAUCGCCAACCUUGCCAGCACAGCUACCUCCAUCACCAUCCAGAGGGACUGGGUUGUGGUUGUGGCAGGCCAGGACAGCAGCAAGUUGGCAGAUAUGAAUGCCACAGUGAGGAUUAUUGACCAGCUGACCAACAUCCUGGCUCCCAUGCUGGUUGGCCAGAUAAUGGCCUUUGGCUCUCAUUUCAUUGGCUGCGGCUUCAUCUCCGGCUGGAACCUGUGCUCCAUGUGUCUGGAGUAUGCCCUGCUGUGGAAGGUCUACCAGAAAACGCCAGCCUUGGCCGUGAAGACAGGGCAAAAGGAGCAGCAGCAGGAGCUCAAGCAGCUCAGUCCCGUGAGAGACUCAGAGAACGGCCAGAGUCCUGAGGAGUCCUCUCAGCCGCUGAUGAAUGAAACCUCAGUGGUGGCCAAGCCCGACUCUCCCAAGCCACACGGCUGUUGCUACCAGGUGACCGAACCCAUACGGACCUUCAAGGCUGGCUGGGUGGCCUACUACAACCAGAACAUCUUCUUGGCCGGCAUGUCCCUGGCUUUCCUCUACAUGACAGUGCUGGGCUUCGAUUGCAUCACCACUGGCUAUGCCUACACGCAGGGCCUCAACGGCUCAGUGCUCAGCCUGCUGAUGGGAGCUUCAGCUGUGUCGGGUAUCUGCGGCACUGUCGCCUUCACCUGGGUCCGCAGGAAGUGUGGCUUGAUCCGCACGGGCUUCAUCUCGGGAAUGGCUCAGCUGUCCUGCCUCAUGCUGUGCGUAUUCUCCGUCUUCACUCCCGGGAGCCCCUUAGACCUCAGUGUCUCACCGUUCCAGGACAUUUACAAACACUUGAUUGGAGAGACGACCCUGCCCGAGGCUGACCACAGCCUCACCAGCCUUUUCAGUGGGAAUGUCACUACUCCUGCACCGGCUGAAGAGCUGCCACCUCUGCAGUCCUACAUGUCUGUUAGUCUGCUGUUUGCUGGCGUCAUUGCUGCUAGAGUUGGCCUGUGGUCUUUUGACCUGACAGUCACCCAGCUCAUCCAGGAGAAUGUGAUCGAGUCGGAGCGAGGUGUGAUCAACGGCGUCCAGAACUCCAUGAAUUACCUCUUAGACCUGCUGCACUUCAUCAUGGUGAUUCUGGCUCCGAAUCCUGAGGCCUUCGGCCUGCUGGUCAUCAUCUCUGUCUCCUUUGUGGCCAUGGGUCACAUCAUGUACUUUAGGUUUGCCUUCAAGAGCCUGGGUAGCCGCCUCUUCCUCUGCUGCUCACCGGAGCAGAAGGUGGAGACGGUAGACAGCCCCUCACUUCCUACUACCGUCUAACUCCGUGGAAGCGACCGUGUCCUGGGUACAUAUUUCUCAAGCCUUACACUAUCCUUGCACCGUAUUUAUCUAACUAACCUCAUUUCUUGUAGCGGGCAGGAUGCUAAUGCUAACAUAAACCAGAGAAAUGUAACUUAACAUGCUAUGCACAGCCAUUAAAAAGCAUUAAUCAUUAGGAGAAGAGGUGAGUAGAAAGCUUACAGUCAUAGAAAGGUAGUCUGCAGUAAAACUGUAGAUAAGGCAUGCAGGCAACUUUUUCAGUCUGGGUGUCAGAUGAGAGCCUCAGCUUUUCAUCUACAGGCCCUUGCUCCUUAAUACAUACGUGUACUGUCAGACAAGGAUCCAUCACCUUUAGGCUUGUGACCCCAUUUUGGGUCUUGUUAAAGAAACCGGUAAAAUAUUCUCCUCCUGACAGCCUGGGUCUAGCUGUAAAGAUUUUGUAAAAGGUGCUUCAGCUGACAAAAGGGCAAAAUGAGGGAGAAAUGUUGCAGGGAAGCCGGCACUUCCCUGCAACGGCGACUGCCUGAGAUCCUAAAAGACAGAGCCAGACCUCUCAUUUUUUGACACUUGCCUUUCAGUGUCCUCACUGGUGCUGUAGCUGUGUCUGUUAGCUGUUCUCUGAUAACAUACUCAUGGUUGUGUCAGCUUACAUAUACAUGUGUGAUGAGCAGGUCGAAGAGGUCUUCCUCCUGCAGGGGGUGGUUACUUUUUUUUAUUUGACCAAACACAAAUCUGGGAUCUAGUCUCUUUAAUGCAUCGGUAUAAGGGUUAUGCAAUUAACUGUAUUUUUUCAGGAAAUGCAGACGGUGGUUUUUAUAAUAAUUGUAUCAUCAGUAUUGUGUUGUGCGCUAGUAGCUGUGCUAUAAGAAACAAAUGAGAAAUCCUAUGCACCCUUAUCAAUAGUUAUCUCACUUACCAAAGUCAAAAGUCCACAUGUGGCACAAAAGGAAGUGAGGGAAACCAGUUAUCUGUCUGAAGCAUUCCAAAUAUAUAUAUUUUUGCAUCAGGUGACAGUAGUGUAGAUUCACUAAUGCUUUCAUAUGACCCUAGUAUAUCUAUGUUUCUAAACCACUCUGAGAUUGUACUUAAUUUUUGUUUUUUUCUGGUAGUUUACAUCAAUAGUUUCAUUCUUUUGUCACCUUUUGAUUUUUAUGUUUGAGUUCUCUGGAGUGAUUUUUCAAUCGUGAUUGUUGUUACACAGGCACUUUAAGUGAUUGACGUCUGUCAUUACACCCAAUGCGUGAUCAGGUCUUUGAUCAAUAUUUUUGCACAAGGCCGAAGCCCCGUCUCCCCCAGGUUCCCCCGCCCGGCACAAUCAUAUUUCAGUCACUUAAAGUUUCCCUGUCAGUUUGUUCAGGUGCUGUGGGGCAGGGUGGGGGGGUGGGGUGGGGUUGCGGUUCAAAAAGGCACAUAUUCCAAAACUCGGCACCACACGUUAAUGAGGAAAAACUGGACCAGCCCCUGUGAAAAAGUCUGAAUACACCUCCAGUUCACUUCAGAUUCCCCUCGUUUCCUCAAGAAGUUGGCAUGGGAGCUUAGUCGACAUUAUAGGAUCUCAGUUUACCGCCUCUGACUGCCAACAAACCCUGGACCUGGACUCAAAGUCAGGGCUUUUGUUCUUACUGCUUUAAGCUUCAUCAGUAGAGGAAGCAUUUUAAGUCUUUGACUUAAGCUCUGUCUUAUGUUGACAUCCUUGGCUUUACAGUAUUAGUGUAGAAAAUGUCUUUAAUGGUACCUCAAAAAAAAAUAGGUUCAUAGAUAGCAGCUUUUUUUUUUUGCGUGUUACUUUUCCUGUGAAGUGAGUUAACUGAUCAAACAUUGUCUUUGUGAGUGAAAGAGUGUCUCCAAAAACAAUUUAAAAUCACAGACGUUGAGAAAGUAGCUUUGAUGAUCCCAAACACAGUAACUGUAAUGUAGCUGUAGCUACUCCCUUUCUAUCUUCACUCAUUUCUGAUGCCUUACUUUAAAUUAGCCUUGACAGCUGUUAAACGCACACACGGGGCUAAAUCAAGAGUUAGCAGCCGAACCCCACCCAUGAAAAAGCUUCCCGGUGUAGCCAGGAUUUGAGGAAUAGAGGGAGGGAACUAUUUGGGUUGGAAACAAGAGGUAGCCACAGCAGAUGCAGGAGAACAGAAGGCUACUUUUCAGCUUCACAUUCCCAUGAAACCUGGUAGAAGAAGUGGUGCUGAGUCAGGAUAUCUGCAGGUGUGCCAUGAGGUGCAGACUCAGAGAGUGGAGCUUAAUUUUCACAUCCCGCUCGGGCUUAAUGUAACCUCAAACUCAGUCUGGGGAUGGGAACAAAACCAGCUCUUACAACAGUCGGUCUGCUGAUUCAGGAAUAUCACACAUGGCCAUAAACUCUCUGUUUUUAAUGUAAAUAACAUUAGCUGUCAGUCCUUUUAAACUUAAAUAUACAACUGGAAACUGUAUAAAAAAAUACAUUGUGCAUACUUUGUCAUGCUGUUUUUCUGAAAACUUUUUUUUUUUUUAAUGUGUUUUAUAUACCUAGUGUUGUGUGUCAAGUUGAGGUUUCUUAGAGAUUUUUUGAAAUCUGUGUAUAAUUACUGCAUUUGAUUUCAGUACAUCUGUACCAUUCUGCACCAGUCUGACAACACACACACACACACACACACAUAUAUAUAUAUAAAAACUAUAUCUAUCUACCUAUCCAUCUAUCUAUCUACCUGUGUAUAUAGAUAGAUGGAUAGACUGAAUGGGAAAGUGGUCUCAGAGUUUUGGACCACACUGUAUAUAGUAUAUAUAGUUCAUUAGGCAAAAGCAUUCAAUCAUAAAAGGAAUCAAAUUCAUUUUUAUGUCAUAAUCGCACUCCACUCAAAAUGAGGAUGUUGGCAUUGUUUGUACUGCAUGAGGUCUCUUUAAUAAAGAAAAACUUUA
This is a messenger RNA of Toxotes jaculatrix (banded archerfish), 4876 nucleotides long. RefSeq names its product solute carrier family 40 member 1 (gene slc40a1). Gene Ontology annotation, biological process: iron ion transmembrane transport. NCBI's taxonomy places the organism in Eukaryota, Metazoa, Chordata, Actinopteri, Toxotidae. The record is from RefSeq and is a predicted model, not a curated record. Gene Ontology annotation, molecular function: peptide hormone binding; iron ion transmembrane transporter activity. The transcript is spliced from 8 exons. Gene Ontology annotation, cellular component: basolateral plasma membrane. The coding region runs from base 278 to 1981 and encodes 567 amino acids.